Messenger RNA from Cyprinodon tularosa, 3268 nucleotides. RefSeq names its product T-box transcription factor 15 (gene tbx15). Gene Ontology annotation, biological process: cell fate specification; regulation of transcription by RNA polymerase II; positive regulation of DNA-templated transcription. The coding region runs from base 1 to 1761 and encodes 586 amino acids. Gene Ontology annotation, cellular component: nucleus. NCBI's taxonomy places the organism in Eukaryota, Metazoa, Chordata, Actinopteri, Cyprinodontiformes, Cyprinodontidae. Gene Ontology annotation, molecular function: RNA polymerase II cis-regulatory region sequence-specific DNA binding; DNA-binding transcription factor activity, RNA polymerase II-specific. The transcript has 7 exons. The record is from RefSeq and is a predicted model, not a curated record.
AUGAGUGAGAGGAGGCGAUCGGCCGCAGCUCUGAGCUCUAGAGCCCACGCUUUUUCCGUGGAAGCCCUGAUCGGCUCCAACAAGAAGAGGAAGCUCCGGGGCUGGGAGGAGAAGGAGCUGGAGUUGUCCAUGGAGAGCCUCGCCACGGACGGAGAGGAUCCAGCGCACUGUCUGGACAUGGACCCGGUGUCAGACGUGGCUGCCGAAUACUUGGAUGAAGUGAAGCAGCUGACAGAUCUCAUGCUGCCCCAUCUGAAGACUGUCCUGGCCAGGCAGAGGAUGGAUGAGGAGACCUUCCCAAUGGACCCUGUCAGUGAACAGGCUAGUAACAUUGAUGGCACCCCUGUGCACAACAUUGGGAUGGAGAGACAAUGUGGCAAGGUGGACUACAAACUGAAGAAGUUGGGCACACUGAACGCAGUCAAUAGGUAUGUUUAUCACAGCUCCAAGUGGAUGGUAGCAGGAAAUGCUGAUUCUCCGGUACCGCCGCGAGUUUACAUCCAUCCAGACUCUCUGGCUUCAGGAGACACCUGGAUGAGGCAGGUGGUCAGCUUCGACAAGCUCAAGCUCACCAACAAUGAGCUGGACGACCAAGGCCAUAUCAUCCUCCACUCCAUGCACAAGUAUCAACCUCGUGUUCACAUCAUCAGGAAGGACUUCAGCAGUGAACUGUCUGCUAACAAACCGGUGCCAAGCGGGGAGGGAGUUAAGACCUUUAGCUUCUCUGAGACCGUCUUUACAACCGUCACUGCCUACCAAAAUCAGCAGAUCACCAGACUAAAGAUUGAUCGCAACCCCUUUGCCAAAGGAUUCCGGGACUCGGGCCGAAACAGAACUGGCCUGGAAGCGAUCAUGGAGACGUACGCUUUCUGGAGACCUCCUGUGAGGACCCUCACAUUUGAAGAUUUCACCAACAUGCAGAAACAGCAAGGUGGAAGCACAGGGACGUCUCCCACCACCUCCAGCACAGGAACACCUUCUCCAUCUGGUGCAGCACAUCUCCUUUCCCCCUCCUGCUCCCCUCCAGCCUUCCACCUGGCCCCGAAUACUUUCAACGUUGGCUGCAGAGAAAGUCAGCUUUGCAACUUGGGCUUAUCGGAGUACCCGGCUUGUGCUCGAAGUAACAUGGCAGCUCUGCAAGGCUACAGCGGCCUGGCUGACAGUUCUUAUGGCCGUCUCCAGGCUGCAGGGGGAGCGGUGGCCUCUGCCCAACCAUCUGAUUCGUUCUUGCCACAAAGGACUUCUUCCCUGAUUGCUGCAGGUAUGCAGGGCAGCACUCAUGGCUCUUUGACCGGCAGUGGAAGCGGCAGCAGCUCUGGCAGCAAGAUGGACGCCUACGGGAGUCAACUCGGCUCUUUCCCUGCCUCUCAGCUUCAGUAUGUGAUGCAGGCGGGAGGAAGCUCCGGUUCUGCCUCAUCCUCUUCAUCAGGGUCAUCUCCUUCCUCUGCCCACAUGUUCAGCGGCAGCCACCACCACGUGCAGCAGGGAUCUUACAAUGCUUUCUCCCUCCACAACCCUUACAACCUAUAUGGAUACAACUUCCCCACUUCUCCUCGCCUGGCUGCCAGCCCUGAGAAACCCCAAGGAGGGUUACUCUGCUCCUCUGCUCCUGCGGGCGCCUUUGCCGAGCGCCAGUACCUGCCCAAUGGAAGCAUGGACACGAUGCACAUGAUUGGCAACACCACGAGCAGCCAGCAGGGCGGCAGCUCCUGCGAUGGACGUCAGUAUGGCUCUUCUCAGAUGUCCAUGCACAUGGUUUAAAAACCUCCGCCUGCUCCAUGUUGUCAAACAUACAGUAUUUCAGGUGAAAAUCAAAGCUGCAGUCACUGAGCCUUGGUGCUGCAGUUACACCUUUUGUUACAUUAACAUGUUUCAGAAACAUCCUACCACUCAAAGAGCAAGCAGGUGAAAAACAUUUAUUUAAUUAUUUUUAUAAAGACAAAAAACAUUUUGACCGCAGCUCAGUGUUUUUACUGUUGAAAGGAAAAUUCGAAUUAGUGUUUGGAGAAGAAAAGGGAAUCCAGAUGCUCUGGUCCAGAAGACAUGUUUAUAUGUUACGGUGCAAUAGUAGAAACAGCUCUUUCGACUCAGUCUUGAUUUUCUAGGAAUUUAAAAAGCCAUCAGUUUGCGCUGCUGCGCUUAAACCAAAGAGUCAUCAUUGUCAUCCAGAGGAUUUUACUUCGAGUGCCGCUUAUGCCGUUUAUGGACGAAUGUUCAGGAGAACUCUGCCAUGGUCUGAGGUUUAGGACAGAAUGAAAGGGACAACUGGACAAUAACAGUGAAUUAGUCACUGCCCCACAUCCUUGCUGGAAUUAAGGACCUCAAUGCAAAGCCAGUUCUUUCCAAAAAGUAAAUGAACAGGACUCCACCGUGCAACUUUACCCACCUACCUUCCUUAAAAACUGGAAUUCUUCAGAAUGUUUGCAGGAUUCGUCUGAUAUGUAUACAUAUAGUGGAAAAGUAUCUGCCUUCCUAAAGGUUUUUUUUUUCUCCUGCUUUUGCUGUUUUAUCACACCUAAAUGUUCCUGAUCGUAUCAGGUGAAUAUAACCUGAGCUAAUACCAAACACGUUUGUUUUUCUUUAUUAAUCUAACUAUAAUCACUAAUAAAAAACUGGAUCUAAUUUAACUAGCCACACAGGGGAUUUGUUGAAUCAUGAAAGGAUACAAAUAGAAGAUGUUUUACAACAUGACGCGGACAAAGAUAUUCAAGACUAACCAUUAUCUCCUGAUUCAUACAUAUUAAAGAAUAUAUACGAAAUAUCUGAUUGUCUGGUGAGGCUUAGAAAGCAUUGAUGCUCCAGUAAACCAGAAAGAGAGUAAAUCCAUUAAUCCAUUGUCUUCCACUUAUCUGAAAUCUUUGCUGCUAAACAGUCAGAAUCAUUUCAUAAAAUUGCAUAAGACGUGGUAAAAGAAAAUAAAUGUUUCUAGGAGUUUAAAGUUAUCUUGAAGGGCAUGGAUGAAUAAAAAAAUAUAUACCUCUUGUGGCUUUAUUUGCCUCAGGUAUUAUUAAUGUUCACAAUGCAAAAGAAAGAAAGAGGCUGGGCAAUUUAUUUUCCCAUAGAUUACUCUGUGUUCUUUAGGGCAAAGGAAGACGAACUAUGCAAAGCACAGUAACAAGUUCACAUGUUAGGACACAAAGAAAAAGAAAAAAACAGUUAAAGGCAAUUAAAUGGUCAAGUCAAAACCUGGGAUUAAUUCAAUGUAAGAUGUCAUGGCCUGAAAAGAGUGUGGUUUGAUGAAACAGCUCUGUAAAAAAAAAAAAAAAAA